This is a messenger RNA of Pelobates cultripes (western spadefoot toad), 570 nucleotides long. The record is from the annotation of a GenBank genome assembly. Lineage: Eukaryota; Metazoa; Chordata; Amphibia; Anura; Pelobatidae.
AUGUCACAAAGACAAAAAAACAAGGCGACUAAGGCUGAACGGGCAUCCUUCUUCCUGGCGCGGACUGCCAGAACGAAACUGCGGGAAGGCCACAGUCUGUACAAAGAUGGCGGCAAGGCCCGCUCCCUGUCUCCCUCGGCCUCCUUAAACUCCCUCUCGGAGGAUCAGCCUCUCACAACAGCCACUAUGCGACACAUGCUAACUGAUCUCGCUGACACACUACAGUUCAACAUGAAAAAGCAGCUGCAAAGCCUAACAGCAGACCUCCGCAAAGAUAUCUCCGACAUAGGCCAGCGUACAGGCCACAUGGAGCAAAAACUAGAUGAAUGUGCAGAUGCACACAACUGCCUGGCGAACAAAGUCCCGGAUUAUGAAGCCACUCUCAACUCAUAUAAAAUUAAGGUGCCGGACAUGGAAGAUCGGUCGAGGAGGAAUAACAUUCGAAUCCGCAGCAUACUAGAAACGGUCCUAGCUGCAGGCCUCAACAACUACCUCCAGGACAUGUUCCCAACACUCACUCUUGCCAUCCACCCAGACCAGCUGAUCGUGGACAGGGCGCAUCAACUCUGA